GUAACGAUGACGGAGACGGCGAGCGAGAUCAAGCUCUUCGGCAAGUGGACCUACGACGAUGUGGAGGUGAACGACAUCUCCCUCGAGGACUACAUCGCCGUCAAGGGCAAGCACAGCGUGUACCUGCCGCACACGGCGGGCCGCUACCAGAAGAAGCGCUUCCGCAAGGCGCUCUGCCCGAUCACGGAGCGCCUCGUCUGCGCGCUCAUGCGCAAGGGCCGCAACAACGGCAAGAAGCUCAAGGCCGUGCGCAUCGUGCAGUCGACCCUCGAGAUCGUCCACCUCCUCACGGACCAGAACCCGGUGCAGGUCCUCGUGCAGGCGAUCCUCCAGUCGGGCCCGCGCGAGGACUCGACGCGCGUCGGCUCCGCGGGCGUCGUCCGCCGCCAGGCCGUCGACAUGUCGCCCUUCCGCCGCGUGAACAUGGCCCUCUACCUCCUCUGCACGGGCGCCCGCGAGGCCGCCUUCCGCAACGUCAAGACCAUCGCCGAGUGCCUCGCGGACGAGGUCAUCAACGCGGCCCGCGGCUCCUCCAACUCCUACGCCAUCAAGAAGAAGGACGAGAUCGAGCGCGUCGCCAAGGCCAACCGGUAAACGCGCCGCCCGCCCAGGGCGCCGCGGCCGGCGCCGCCGCGGCAGUCGACGCCCGCCGCCUCUAAAUCUCUCCUAUC
Messenger RNA from Aureococcus anophagefferens, 671 nucleotides. RefSeq lists its product as hypothetical. Bases 7 to 594 code for a protein of 195 amino acids. Gene Ontology annotation, molecular function: rRNA binding; structural constituent of ribosome; mRNA binding. The record is from RefSeq and is a predicted model, not a curated record. Lineage: Eukaryota; Pelagophyceae; Pelagomonadales; Pelagomonadaceae. Gene Ontology annotation, biological process: ribosomal small subunit assembly; translation. The transcript has a single exon. Gene Ontology annotation, cellular component: cytosolic small ribosomal subunit; ribosome.